AUGGUCAACCAAGACAAGGUGGCCAUAUUCUGGGACUUUGAAAAUUGUUGUCCUCCCUCGACGCAGGGAUUGGGAUAUGAUAUUGUGAAUAACAUCGGGCGCAUGGCUCGCAUAUUUGGAUCCGUAACCACCUUCAAAGCAUACCUGGACAUAUCGAGCCAACCUCCCAAGUCCACAGCUCUUCGUUCAGAGCUGCAGCUAUCCGGCGUCUCGGUGGUAGAUUGUCCUCACAACGGCAAGAAAGAUGUUGUUGACAAGAUGGCCAUGGUCGAUAUGUUCGCUUUUGCUGUUGACAACCCUGCACCCGCUACUGUCAUCCUCAUUGCUGCGGAUAGAGACUAUGCCUAUGCGCUCUCUACUCUUCGUCUUCGUAAUUACAAGGUUGUAUUGAUCACUCCUUGUGUCUCGACCUGUCUCGAGGCUUGUGCCUCGUUCGUCAUAGACUGGAAUGCGACUAGCCUGCCCGUGGAAAGACAAAGCACACCCACAAACCCAGCGGGGGGUGUCUCAACAGAGCCCAGGGAUAGUGACAACUCUUCUGGUGUCUCUUCUCCUAUUUUCCAGCAGAUAGUGGCUCCGUUGUCUGGGCCGAGUCCACCCAUACCAGCUAUAGCCACCGAUCUCGCCACAGCUCAUUGUUUCCACAAAGGUGAUCACCCACCAGCCGAUAUUUUGACUACCGGUAGGAUCUCUUCACCUUUUAGUCAACCUAGUCUGCACGGGAGUCGCAUUCCUCCGAUUUCGGCGAACAGCGAUAACAACACCAUCGUUCCUGCGGACAAGAGCUCAACAAACAUCGUACCUUCCCAAAAAGAACCUACCCUGUCCACGGAGAAACAAAUGACAUAUGCAAACUCAGUGGAAGGUAUCGCGAAAGAGCCAAUGGGCAAUCGCAAUCCCUUUAGGAUCUCUUUCCCCGCCUCACAUGCCGCAUUGAAUGUGAUUCCUGGAUCUCCGGUGGCUCAGACACAAGCUUGUCCCGCAAGCGAUAUGCCCACAAGCACAGCAACAGGACAAGUUAAUCGAAAACAAACUCGAUGGCAAUUCCUCCCAUUGAUUCGAGUCCUAGUCGUGGAUCGGCGUAAAAGGAUUUUUCGCUCCAAUCACUCCGAUAUUGCAAUGGCACUUAUGCAAAUCGACAAGAAUGCGUACAAGCGCGUUGGGGCAACUAGAUUUAAGCAUUACAUAACCCUUGCCCAGCGAGUGGGUUUGGUGGUACUCGGCGGUGCGGAGAAUGAUGCAUGGAUUGCGCUGCAUCCAGAAUGGUUCAGCGAAGCAGAAAGAACCGAAUAUCAAUCUAACACGGCGAUGGAAGGUAAUUCGUGUGGAGUAGAUGGAAACCAGACCAGUACUUCCAGAGAAAUUGGUGCCGGCUGUUUUCAACCCUUGGUGGAUAUUCUGGUACAAUUCCAUCAGUCAGGUGUGCGACCGGUGUUACGGUCACGGAUCGGUCAGAUGUUAGAGCCGACCGUCUACCAAGAGGCAGGAGUGCCCGGCUUCGCAGAGUACGUUGCUCGUGCUGCCGAAGUAGGUAUUGUCAUGUGUGGCGGGGUAGGGGGUUAUGCUUGGAUACGCUUACAUCCUGACGUUGAAACGCAAGUGAAUGACACCUACCACAUGUGAUUUGGUGCGUCCUCUGGGUGGAUUACCAGCCAAAGGGGUACCAUACGUCUAUGCAGUGUAAUGUCUUGUUGUAUAUUUGUGUACCGUC
Messenger RNA from Pisolithus orientalis, 1711 nucleotides. RefSeq names its product NYN domain-containing protein. The transcript has 5 exons. Lineage: Eukaryota; Fungi; Basidiomycota; Agaricomycetes; Boletales; Pisolithaceae. Gene Ontology annotation, molecular function: mRNA base-pairing post-transcriptional repressor activity; CCR4-NOT complex binding; RNA nuclease activity. The coding region runs from base 1 to 1623 and encodes 540 amino acids. Gene Ontology annotation, cellular component: cytoplasm; peroxisome. The record is from RefSeq and is a predicted model, not a curated record. Gene Ontology annotation, biological process: post-transcriptional gene silencing.